AUGUUACAUUUAGAUGGCAGCACUUUGGAAGGGGGCGGUCAGCUAGUCCGCAAUGCGCUCGCUCUGUCUGCACUGACGGGGAGACCAGUAACGAUUAACAACAUACGAGGGAAGAGGAAUGGCCCUCGGGGCUUAAGGCGGUCGCACACCGCCGCGAUACAGUUCCUCGCUGAGGUCUGUGGCGGGCGCAUUGUCGGCGCUACAGUAGGAUCCUCCGAGAUUACAUUCUAUCCCCGAGACACGGAAGAUGCAAAUCUAAAUGGCGCAGUGGGAGAAGAUGAGGCCCCCUCUGUACUGCACAAGAGAGCGCGAUUACAUCCCAUCAAUUUGACAUUGCCAAUCCAAUACGAAUACAACAUUCGCCUUACAACUCCUGGCUCUACCUUCCUCAUCUUUCAGGCGUUAUAUCCAUACCUCAUGUAUGCCGGCGCGAGGCUGCACAGACACGGCGAGGGCGUCAACGGUAGCUCGGUUAGCCAAGUUAUCAAGUUGAACAUCACCGGUGGCACAAACAUAUCAUUCUCUCCGUCGUAUGACUACGUAGCUCAAGUACUCAUCCCUACCUUCGCAAGAUUAGGCCUCCCAAGGCUCUCUGUUAAGUUAAAUCGCCGUGGGUGGAGUACUGGGGCAGUCCAAAUAGGCUCAGUAUCUUUUGAAAUUGAACCCCUUGCUAUCUCACGCGCGAGUGGAGUUACGGCCGAACAGUCAGAUACGAAAGAGGCUGGCCAGCAUACAUGCCCAAAGGAGUCAGCUGCUGGAAACCCCGGACGUGAGAGCUCAGGCGGGGCAGAGUCUUCUCUUGCUUUUACUCCUAGGUUUCCCCGCAUUGACUUGGAGAAUUUGGACCCUGGGUACAUAACCAGAGUCGAUAUCACUAUUCUAGCUCCCGAUACCACUCUUAGCCAAGCCGCAGCGCUCAGACAUUCGAAAAAGGCUCAUCAUCGAACACGCAAGAAUGGAAAGUAUAUGCAGCACGGUACGAACCGCCCUAAGAAACAUUAUUCCAAAGGGAAAGUGCUAUCCGAGGAAUUUGCUGAGGAUGGAUCUGAAGUUCAUGCGCCCACGAUUUCAGGGAACAGAGGUUUGUAUGAGUCUCCCGGACUUCAGUCAGUCUCAAUCCGUGGUUUUCUAGAGGAUACUGCAAUGGAAUCGGUCACCAAAGCUCUAAGAGUAUUCUCCGAUAAUGAUCCCAGAACCACCAAGCAGCCCUCGCCGAACGAAACACCGAUUGUCAGAAUUCACACGACGGAGCCAACAUACGACCCAUCCCACAUCUAUCUUCUUCUUGUGGCCCAUACAUCCACAGGUUUUCGACUUGGCAGAGGUCAGCUAUAUUCCGAAUAUCAAUCUGGACAAGGGAAUACAGCAUAUCGCAUUCGAAGCCCCCAGGAACACAUGGAGACCUUGUUCCGCGAGAUGGUAAAUGAAUGCGUAGCCGGUUUGAUGGAAGAAUUUCUCGUUACGACUGAUGCAGGGACAAAUGAUGCCCCAAGGAUGGGAACUAAAGGUUGUUUAGACACAUUUACAAGAGACCAAGUUGUUGUUUUCCAAGCCCUGGGAGCACUGGACGAAGAUAGGGAGAGCUGUGAAUCUGGCAACCAAAGGGAGGAAGCGGGUCUGAGCUUGCAUUCACGCACAGCAAUUUGGGUUUCUGGGCAGGUCCUCGGGGUGAGGAUAUAA
This is a messenger RNA of Blastomyces dermatitidis ER-3, 1680 nucleotides long. RefSeq names its product RNA 3'-terminal phosphate cyclase. Lineage: Eukaryota; Fungi; Ascomycota; Eurotiomycetes; Onygenales; Ajellomycetaceae. Gene Ontology annotation, cellular component: nucleus. The coding region runs from base 1 to 1680 and encodes 559 amino acids. The record is from RefSeq and is a predicted model, not a curated record. Gene Ontology annotation, biological process: RNA processing. The transcript has a single exon. Gene Ontology annotation, molecular function: RNA-3'-phosphate cyclase activity.